Porites lobata is the source of this 25062-nucleotide messenger RNA. NCBI's taxonomy places the organism in Eukaryota, Metazoa, Cnidaria, Anthozoa, Scleractinia, Poritidae. The record is from the annotation of a GenBank genome assembly.
CUUCUCCCAAGUUUCAAAGAUGGCGCGAAAUCCGGCGGACUGAGAUGCACGACAGCGAUUAAAAAUGGUUCGUUGUUCUUUUCUGUGUUUAUUUUAAUACAUUUCUUCACCAAUGCUGAUUGAAAUGAGUUCUUUUCCUGCAGGAUAUUCGGUCUUUUUUCAGUCCAAAGGGAAAGACGUCGAAACCAGCCGCCUUGAAGCCGGAAGAUAAACGCGGGAAAGAUAACUUAUCCACAAAACCUUCUGCUGGGAAAGGGAAAGCAAAGAGCAAGGUGCGUUGGUUGAAACCUUUCACGUUAUUUUUUCGGCAAUUGAAUUGUAUUAUAUUACGCUGCUGAUAAGGUUUUAAAAUAGGUAAUCUUUUUUUACGUGUAAUAUCUAUCAAAACAGAGGUAAACUUAAUAAUUAAUUCUUUCUAUAUCCUAAUAUUUUGGGAAUUGCGUGGACGAGAAACAUAUAAACUUACGCUUCCUUGUAGUUAGCUGUAAGGUUAAGACAUAAGUUUACUUUAAUUUAAAAUAAAUGCAUUCAGUACUGACGUUUUUCUUUUUUCACUCAGAUAUUCAUCGACUUAAAAUUGUUAUGAUUAGAGUUCACUGCAGAUAGUUGACACUUUGAUGGAUUAUUUGAAACACCCCCCUUACCGCACCCCACCCCAAGUGGCUCAUAUGUGGCAGAUAUGUAUACAUAGUUUUAUAUACAAAGGUGUAUCCUUCGAUGUCCUCCCCUUCCCCACCCAUUCCACUUGCAGGGGAGGGGGUGGGUGGCACUGAAGGGAAAAUUGGCUAAAGGUGUUCUGCCAAGGCCUUCAAGCCCCGAUGAAGGUGAGAUCUUACUUCAUGAAACUGAUUUACUUGUAUUUUCAGGGGUUUCAAUGAGCACUGAUGAUUGACAAAGCAUGUCGGCUACUUUGCUCAGAGCAGUCAGCUACAUUACUAGUUUCUUGUGUAAGGGUUAUCUCAAUGGCAAGACUGCCUUGAACUUGGAUGUACAAACCUAAAGUUUGCCAUGUUUAGCACUCAGCUGCCACUCCUUCACAAUCAGCUGUUGUAUCUAAUUUUAAUACACAUAAUUAUUUAAAUUAUUUAUUUAAUUUACUUUAGUUAAAGUACAACAGUAACCUGAUAAACUGACCUUAUGCUUUGCAAAACUCUUGUACUUCUUUAGGUAUUAUCGAGCAGUGAAGAUGAGGAGGUAGCAAAAAAGCAGAGGCACAAGGAAACUCAGAAGAAAAAAGCAAGGAAGUGUAUUGAUUCAGGUAAUAUUUCAAAAUGCUUUAAUUUGUCAGCCCAUUCGCUCCUGGAGAUUUUUGCGGAAAAACGCGUUUUGAAGCUAGUCGAGUGGUUUUCUGGUCACUGUUGUGCUAUAAAGAGCUAAAACUUACCACAAACCGGUUUACAGGUCGUACACUUCGCGGCCUUCUGAUCCAGAUGCAAAAUGUCAGCUUGCGAAGUUCAGGCAUGCGCAUGACUUUUACUUUUCGCUUUCUCUCCUCCCCUCUUUUUCACUUUUCUUGCCUCAUUUUUUUUUCUCUGGCUGGGCAUUUUGUAGGCUUCAUUUGGUGGGAAGAGUUUUUAGGAAAGCUUUUAGGAUCUUAGGAUUAGGUGAAAGGAAAGGUAGGUGAGCAAUGGAACAAGAUUUUCAUGGAGAUUUUCAGGUCAAUGUCACAUGGUUUUCUGCUUCUUUCUCUGGUGUCCUUGACUGAAUUGUGCUCAUUCUGGUAUGGUUUCAAAGAUCUCUCCACUCUGCACAAGUUAGCAGACAAAGUUGUCCUUGACCGUUAAAACUGAUGACGUCACAAAGGGUAGAAAGCAUGCGGAUCCGCACAGGCUGUUGCAGGCAGUUCAGGGGGGAAUGAUGAUUUCAUUGUUUCAUCUUGUUAUAUCUUGUCGUAAUGCAGUGCUCAUGAUGAAUUCUCUGGUUUACUCUAUGAACCUCAUUAUUUGCAGUUGUUAACAUGUAUUUUAGAGAUAAGGGUGUUGUUUUCAAUGUUACACGUACGUGUACAUGUACCCAUCCAAACCCUUUGGGCCAGAUAAGUAAACAGAGUUUAGCCAGUUGCGUUCUACUUCUAAGCCAUUUUCAGUUUGCCAAACGCUUUUCUGCAAACACCAUUUAUUGUGAACGGUUCCAUGAAACCAUUACAGUGUAGACUAGAAAAGCAUUUGUCUUUGUAUGAUAAUCCACUAAGGAAGAGAUGAUCUGGAGGUCCAAAGAUUUCCUAAACCAUGGUCUAAGUCAGACUUCGUUUAAAUAAUCGACCCUUAGUGUUUUGUCUGUGCCUUAGUUUGUCUCUUCAGGCUUGGCAAACAAAGACCUGGGUCAGUCCAUGUUUUUAAAUUAAAUGGAACUAAUGGCUGCAUUAGGAAUUACAAUGUACUUUUAAAAGGAAAAUAAAAUUGAAUUUAAAAUAGUUUUAAUGCUUUUUGGAUUUAUUUUUUUAGACUCUGACGAAGACCCUCUUCCACCUAAAAUAAGGUACAUGCAUGCCAUUAGCAUUCCCCUUUGUACUCUCUUAUAUUUAUAUAUAUAUGUACAGUGUACUUUGAUACAUUUGUCUCUUUAAACAAUCUAUGUGCUGUAAUAAUAUAGUUUUGGUGCUUCAGGGAGGAGCCAAAGUGCUUUCCUAUCACUGAAGGGCUAGUACAGUAAAGCUCUUGUGGGUAACAUCUGUUAUUAUUCAGGCUAACUAGCAUUUUCCUUUGUCACAUACAAUGUAUAACUUAUCAGGGCUAGGAAGCAAAUGAAAUUCUGAUUCAAAGUAGAAAUUAAUUUAGGUUGAGUACUGGUUGAACCUGAGAACAAAUUUUAGAUAAUACAGUCGAACCCCGCUAUUUCGAAGCCCCAAGGGAAGUGAAAAAAAGUUCGAAAUAGCGGGGCUUCGAAAUAACCGGGGAAGCGUAAAGGGGAAGGGUAAAUCAAAGGGCAUUCGAUCUUCCUUCGAAAUAGCAGGGACUUCAAAUUAACCGAGUUCGAAAUAGUGAGGUUCGACUGUAUUGUACCUACAGUGUGUAUCACUGAGCGGAUCCUGUUUACUGUAGGUAGUGUCGACCGAUCUAUCGGUCGAAAUAGCGGUCGACACUCGGUCGAUAGUCAGUCGAGACUCGGUCAGUAUUGCGGUCAAUAGUCGGUCAAGACUCGGACGAUAGUCGGACAACACUCGGUCGAGGCAUGGUCAAUAGUCGUUUCAGAUGUGUCUUGGCCAAUAUAGCUUUUCGUUCACCGAUACUUCACCAACACUUCACCGAUAGUUCGUCGAUGCUUCACUGAUGUAUCGGUCAGUAAUUGGUCAACACUCGGUUGAUGGUAGGUCGACACUUGGUCGAUAGUCAGAAGAUAGCAAGAAUACCUUAAAGAAUUCAUGUGGAGACGAUGGCAUGGUGAGCCUUACCCCAAUGGCUGUUUAGGUCGACUGAUGCAGGACAUUGCAGAACAGUAUCCACUGUAAAUAGAAAUCAAUGACCUUUGUUAACUAGCAUUUCCUACAUUUUUUGGUUGGAAAACAACAAAUUCGAAAGCAUUUUCUAGCUUGGACCUAACUAUUUUUUAAAUUGUGUUUGUAAGUCCAUUCUUUUCACAACACAAAAUAAUUCUUCCUUAUUAUUUUAAUGUAUCUCCUUUAGACUGUAUCCCUAUAUCUCUUUAUAUUACAGAAAGGCUGCUUCUAAAUCCAAGGGAGAUGUUUCAAGGCCUAAGAAGAGCAAGAGGACCAGCAACUUUGAUGACUCUGGUAAACAUAAGUAAUUUUUAUAACAGGAAAAAGUGGUGGCCUACGAAAAAAGCAUUCCUUAAAAAACAGAUGAGAUUUACGAAAGAUGCUCCUUGUAAUACAAAGUAGAUUAAUAGUUAUGUCUGCCUGCACCUUAUUGUCCACAUUAUUUCAUUAUAAAGAGAACUUUCAAUAAUCAUUCCGUAAGUAUCUUUAUGAGAGUAUAAAGCUUUGAAGUUUUGUUGCACAAGAAAGUUAAGCAACAAUACUUACAACAAUCCUUUGUGUGCUAUGAGAAGAAAUAUACAGUGUAGGAUGUGGUGCAUGAUGUGACGAGUGAUAACCUUCUUUUAUGCAAUACAAUACUUUACAUACAAAAAUAUGCCCCUCAUCCCCUUCUGCCUUUUUGGCAGCUGAAUGUUAAUGAUGAUUGAUGAUGGUGACUACACCUAAAUUAUAGAUAUAACUGUUAACAACAUAAGGUCCCAAAUUUCUUAAGCUUUCUCUAUGAAUGGAAAACUUUUAGAAUUUGUUAUUUUAUUUACACCUUCUGCUACUUCUGCUAUAUAAUGUUAAUGAUGAUGAUGAUUGAUAAUGGUGACUACACCUAAAUUAUAGAUAUAACUGUAAACAACAUAAGGUUCCAAAUUAUGUUCUUAAGCUUUUUCUAUGAAUGGAAAACUUUUACAAUUUUUUUUAUUUUAUUUACACCUUCUGCUACAUAAUGUUUAAUACUUAAUUGUAUAUACAGUACAUUUGCGUGUAAUGUACAUGCAUUUUAUGUUAACUGUCCUUAUUCCUUCUUGUGUUGUCAUUAUUCCCUUCUCUUCAUGCUUCAAAUGCCUUCAAUCAGUAUAACAAAAUUAUUUCUUUUGUAGAUGAAGAGGAAGUCAUUCCUCCAAAACUUAAAAAGUCUGUGAAGCAACCAGAAACCAAAGCAAGAAAAGAAGUUGUUCAUGUGAAGGAAAGGUACUAAACAGUUAUUGUGAAACAUUUCUUUACUACCUCAGGGCAUUAGGGAGCUUAAGCAACAACGGCAAUGAUGCAUACAAAAAAUGUCACUGAAAAAGUGAAUUCACACUCCCUCAAACUUUAUCGUGCUUGUUCCAUCUUGUUCAAUUUGUAAGAUCUUGGUGGAUUUUUCUGGAGUUCAAUUCCAAAGGACUGUAUCAAAGUUCAGAAAAAGAAAAAGGAAGUCAUUGUCUUGUGUUCACUUCGCUAUAAAAAGUGAAAUUAGGCAGUUUCACGUCAUAGUCGUGCAACAACGGCAAAGAAAUGUACAAAAAAGGGUGAUGCUCGUGCAAAGUUGUUGUUUUGCCAAUUUAAGCCUACUGUUUUUUUGCCCACUCUUGUUGCUGUUGUCUUUGUUGUUGCUUAAGCUCUCUAUUUUCUGAAAAAUAGCCCUCUAGAGAGAGCAUGUCUUUACAGUGUGCUGUUGUGCACUCAUUUUAUUGGCUUGCUAUGUCAUAAUUAUAAGCAUGAAACAUAAAGAGGACUUUUAAACAGAACUACCUCUAAGGCCCUUGUUUUUUGUUUGUUUGCUUACCUCGAAAUCGUACAUGUACCAUAGAGGAGAUUAGUUGCAAUUCUUAAUGUGAUCCCCAUUCUGCCCACAUACAUGUAUGUCAUUAAAUGAAGAUCCAGGAGUGAUUCAUGUACAGAAUAACAGUCCUAUAUUUGCUGCAAUUUAAUUAUCUAGGUACAAAUAAAUUUGAUAAAAUAAAAGCUGUCUUAUAUGAUCAUUGUUUACUGUGCUGAACACAUUGAAUUGAUUUUUUCAUAGUCCUGUCAAGCCAAAAGAAACUCAAUUAAAAGCCACAUCUGCACUUGACUUCUUUGGAUCAUCUCCUGCUGAAAGAGCAUCGAGAAAAGUGUUUGCCACAAAGAGAAAACAGGUUUGUUGCCUUAAAAAAUAAUGCAGAGGAAAAAACAGGCACUAGUAAUAUCUCUUGGUUAGUACACUGUGACUGGUGAAUUUAGUGGCCAUAUUUCACUGUUCAGAGCACUAAAUUCAAAUGUUUGUUUUGGUAGAAAUCCAUGCCAGAAAAACAAUGUUAAACUGGUCUUAGUUGUUAAAACGUCAGAUAGUGCUAUCCAACAGACAAAUUAUUACUGUCCAGAACAUAAGUAUUAGGGAAAUCAAUUGUGCAAUCCACUGGAUAGGGAUUUAUCCAGUCGAUAGCAUUAUCCAUCUUUUGAAUAACUGGGGCCUGCUUGUUUUGUGGAGUUUUGGAUUGUGAGUAUGUUACAUGUACAUGUCAAAAAAAAGAUUUUGAUGGCUCGGUAAAAUUUCCCUUUGUUUACAAGAUUUAAUCAUCAGGGACUGUCCUGCUUAAAUUGAAAACGUCCCCCCUCAAGUAAAACCCAGCGAUGGGUGGACAUAUCUAACCAACCUGCUUUUCGUGAUCUGUACUGUAACUUUACAUAUGCAGGGUUCUCAAUAGAAGGCGGCACCUGGCAAUUGAUCGCCGCUUACGUUGGGAUUUAUAGCCGCUUACUUUGUGUUUAAGUCGCUUUUCUUUGCUUUGUUUUGACACCUCUGGCUUUGCUGAAGAGCCUCCUACUUUAUCAGUGAUCACCUCCUAUUUAAAAAUCUAUUGAGAACCCUGCAUGUGACUGUAUGGAGCCCCUCUUUUUCUUCUUGUUUUAUGCUUAGGAAGUAAACCGGGGUAAAAACUUACAACAGACUUCAGACUCAGUAGGAGGUACAUUUUGAUGUACUACUGUACAUAAUAGACUUUAAUGGCCAACUCAUGAUAAACAUAAUUAUUAUUCAAGAUAAAAUGUUUCUCCCCUGUGCAGCGUUCUGAUGAAUCUGAAGAAAACGAUGACUCAAGAGAAACAAAGCAAGGAGAAAUCACAGAGGAUAAGGGAAAAGGAAGAAUAGAAGAUAGAAAAGUGAAUGGAAAAAAAGAAGAACAGCCAUCAAAGAAACGAAAAGAGGAACCACCAAGUCCUCACAAUGGUGUCAAGAAACCAUCUCCUGAAAAGUCAAAAAAGGUCUGAAGAAUACUUAGUAAAAAUUUAAUUAAUUAUGUACAUGUAUGCAUGGUUUGCACUGGGCUGGGCACUAAGAAUUACCACUUUGUAACUUUUUCAUGUAUUUAAUGUAGAAAUGUGAAGCGUAGCUUGAGAAAACAGGCAACAUUUCUCAACAAAUGACAAAAUGAGGAGGAACCAAAUGCAGAAAUUUCAUAUACCAAUGAUGUGUCACUACCCUUAUCUGGGCAGUGCUUCUGAUUGGUCAUGCUGUGAGGGAAACUUGCUUGAACCAAUCAAAAAUAUGUUCGACCCAGAUUUGGGAAGAAACAUGUCAUCUUAUGGAAUUUCUGUGCUCAUUUCUCAGUCAUCAUCACUUUUUGAUUUGGUUGAUCAGACAAAAGUCUUUUAAUUACAUGUAGCAGAUUGCAUAACCAAAAUUUUUAGCUAAAACAUGCUUACCUGCAUGAUAGUGAUAGUGUACGUUUAGGUUUGUCCAGCUCCGCAAAUAUUCUCCAAAUAACAGAUGUCGCCCUCCGAGUUGUCUUCUUGCUGUUUUUGCUAUGUUUUUAGCCAUUAUUUCACCUAGUUCCAGCUGUAGGUCUUACUUUUGAAAUGAGUGAAGUGUCCACCAUUUUAGUUUUCACAACAAAAACAACUCAACCUCAUCCCCAGGUCUUCUCGGUUAACGGUUCAGUAACCUCUGGAAGGCUGCAUUUUUGACGUCAUUCCCUCGUUAAACACAAAAUUCGUCCAAAUUUGGUCACCAGUAACUGGUUAUGGUGAAUUAUGUGCGUGCUGUUAGCCAAUCAGAAUUGGGGAAAUAUUAUGAAUGAAUAAGAAUUUAUUUUAUUGUUCAGCAAAAAAAAGAUUUUUGUUUGUGGAUUUUUUGUCUCAUCAUUGAUUGUUAUUAUUAAUUUUUGUAAUGUCUGCAGACCCCAGAGAAGCUGCCAAAAGUCACGCCUGCUAGCAAACUUGCAGCCAAAGCUGCUGCCACAGCCUUAAAAACCUCAGAGGUCAUACCUGAAACUCCUGCAAGAGAAACAAAAAAAGAUAGCCCUCAAAAGACUCCUUCUCCAGCUAAAGAAAGGAAGGCAGUUAAAAAAGAAUCUCCAACCAAGAGUACACCAAAGGCUUCAAAACAAGAUGAAACUCCCGACGAAGUACCACCAUCUUUGGAAAAAAGGAAAUCUAGUUAUCGCAGUUUCAUGCAGCGGGAUGGUCCAAGAGCAGUGGGCUCAAAACCAAUCCCUGAGGUUAGUUGUUUCCCACGACUUGAUUUUGCCUUCAGCAAGUAGAAGGAUAAGCUACUAUGUACAUGUACAGAUACCGCAUACCAGAUUUCAUUCAUUGGGGCUUUAUUUCAAGCAUCCCAUCUAACGUCAAGAAACUGUUCACUCUCUUCUUUUUUUUUUUUUUUUCAUCUCACCUUGUAGCAGGGCUGUCACAAAAGGUACAAACGGUUCAAGGUUUUCAAAGAAAAUUAACAAAAGGAAAACAGAACGUAAUUAAGUACUUCCAACUGCUCAUCUUCAGCCUCGCUAUGGUAUAUAUGCCUGGGCCUGGCAGUCAGCCCUUAGUGACAGCUCUGAAAUCACAAGAAGGUUUCAAAAUUACCUUACUUGGCUGGAGUGAAUUCCUCUAGUUGCCCAUGGUCAAUUUUUAUUUUUAUUUUAACCUACAGGGAGAGGAAAAUUGCUUGGAGGGCCUUACAUUUGUUAUAACUGGAGUGUUGGAAAGCAUAGAAAGAGAUGAUGCAGCUGAUUUAAUCCAGAGAUAUGGUGGAAAGGUCACAGGGUCAGUCAGCAAGAAAACAAGCUAUCUUGUUGUGGGCAGAGAUGCUGGUGAAAGCAAGAUAUCCAAGGUUAGAAGAAAUUAAGGAUUAAAAUAAUUAUUAAGGAUUGCUUUGUUUUCGUAGUCAAUUGAUAGAUAUGAUAAAUUAAAUCAGGUUGAUUCUCAAUUUCCCUUGUCUCCUAGUCUUAAUUCAUGAAUAAUUAGGGCUGGGAGACGAAGGAAAAUUGAGGAUCAACUUAGGUUAAAAAAUUUUAAUGUGAAUGUAAUGUACAUGUACAUUGUGCGUAAGACCAUAGAAUUAUUAUGUGCAACCCUAACAAUGUUGUGUUCUGUACAGUCAACUCUUUCUAAGCCGGACACCUUUUGGACCGGUACUAAGUGUCCAUCUUAGAGAGAUGUCCGUCUAAUAGAGAGUCAAAUAAAAGGAGUAAAGAAAGGCAGGGACCAACUCUAGGUGUCCGUUUUACAGAGGUGUGCGUCUUAUAGAGAGUCAAAUAAAGGGAGUAAAGAAAGGCAGGGACCAACUCUAGGUGUCCGUUUUACAGAGGUGUCCGUCUUAUAGAGAGUCAAAUAAAGGGAGCAAAGAAAGGCAGGGACCAACUCUAGGUGUCCGUUUUACAGAGGUGUCCGUCUUAUAGAGGUUUCUGUUAAGAGAGAGUCGACUGUAUAUCCUAGAGGUUGAUUUUCCCUGAAUACCAGUGAUGAACUUCCCUGAACCUUUCUUUAUUAUUAUUGUUAUUAUUAUUAUUAUUAUUAUUGUUGUUGUUGUUGUUAUUAUUAUCAUCAUCAUCGUUAUUGUUAUUGUCAUUAUCAUUUUAUUGUUACAAUUAUUAUUACUAUUAUUAUCAUUGUCAUUAUCAUUAUAUUAUUAUUUAAUGGUAUAUAAUUAUUUUUUAAAUUCAAGGCCAAGCAGGUAGGUACAACACAAUUAGAUGAGGAUGGCCUGUUUGAACUGGUCAAAACAAGACCUGGCAAAAAGAUCAGCUAUGAGCCACCUAGUGUUGAGAAGAAGCCAAAGAAGAGAGCAAAGGCUGAAGUAGUGGAGUCAACAGAGACGUUAAGUCAAGGGAAGGAUCAGUCAGAGGUAGAAUCAUCCCAGUUGAGUCAACAAUCAACAUCGUCUCCUGCAACUCAAACACCUUCUGGAUCACCAUCACUGAAAGGUUUGAUUCAUUCCUUUGACUGUUUUUAAGUGGACAUCCUGCAGACCCUCCGUAGAGCUGAAAAUUGGCCCAUAUUUGUUUCUAAGGGCUGGGGGUACAUAACCUGUGAUCAGACCUAGUUCCUUUCUCAGGGUGUGCGAAAAGUCAGAUGACAGACACCUGACCACGUAUUAAAUUUGCUGUUUUAAAAAGUAAUGGUAACCUGAUAAAGCACAAAGAGUCCAGUUACAAGGACAAUGUAGACUAAUGUUCCCCUUUGCCUUUUUCUUUCAAACAGACCUUUGUUCCAAGUUUCCCAAAAGCCUCUUGCACCCAUAUCUAACAUAAUUUCCUAAAUUUCCCCUCUCUUCCAGACCCAUCCCCCCUAGAAACCAGUAGUAACCCAUAGUUAGGAAGUGAGGCCGAGCAUGCGCGUUUACCUUAGAGAUGUGAUUGAUGAGAACCACUUUCAUAAUGAAUCAGAGAAAGCCCUUUUAGUUCCUUCCAGCUUGGGGUGCCUGUGGUUAUUUCGAUUGAAACAAUGACUGUUUCAUCACUUGCAUGUGCGUUCACGGGAUUACCAUGACAUCGGACGGACGUUUAACUCAACACCAGGUCCUUCACGGCAACAUACCAUGCAUAUUUGUACGCAGAACACGGGCAUCCCAAGAAUGUGGACAGAUUUUGGAAAAACCUCGUUAUACAGUUUAUAAAGUGCAGCUGAGCAAGAAAAGUCUGCAGGCUCGCUUUAGCUCACCCGCAAUAACAUGUACCGGUUUACAUUGCUAACUUUAACUUUCCUUCUUCAGGGGAACCUAGUUUAAUGUGGGUUGAUAAGUAUCGCCCUCGCACAGUAAAGCAGAUUAUCGGCCAGCAAGGUGAUAAGAGUAACAUGAGGAAACUAAUGAACUGGCUUAGAGACUGGGAAAAAAAUAGGAAGAAGCCACCAUCUAAAUGUAAGUCUUAUUGCAUUAAAUAUUAAGUGAUGAUUUUUAUGAUAGCAAGGACUUAAGGCCAAUCGUCGAACUUUUCAUGCUGCGAAUCAAACUCUAAUUUUGGUCUAAUGAAAUUAAGCUAAGAUCACCUUUGGGUCAGGCGUCGAACUUAGGUCGCGUCGAACCAAUCAACUGAAUCAGAUAAGUAAUAAAUUUUCUCCCGAACGAGACUAAAUAUACAUGUACCUUAAGUUUAGUUCGUCAAAAGUGAAGAUCAACGUUUGUCCCAGAGACGAUCUUAAGACGUUCUAUCCGCUGCUUCCAAACUCAUUCAGACCAAUUUAACUGAUCCAGACGUCGAACUUUUCAUGAACUUAACUCCCUAAGUUCGGUUCUUCUCAUAAAAAGUUCGACAUUUGGCCCAGGCCUUUAAAAGCGACCACCACCACGACGGCAACAUGAAAAAUUAUUCACGGGAUGUAUGAGCAAAUCAACAGUUCGACACGAGCAUGUCGCUUUUGGAACAUUUGGUUUUUGUGCGACGUUGUAUGGAGGAUGUGAACACGCAACGGCUAAUUUUCCUUUCCCUUUCUGAACUUGGAUAGAGUCCUUAAGAAUCUAACUGCAAGAGAAUUAGCCUACAAUUGUCUGAUUGGCUAAAGCUAAAUAAAUACGACAGAUAACAAUGAUGGUACAUGUAGAAGUUAUUAUUAUGAUUAUUAGGUUAAUAGUGAUGACGAAUGCAGUGUUCUCCUUAUCAGGCGGUAACCGGUAAAAUUUACCGCCUGAAGCAACACUUCUUACCGCCUGCAACUGCUUAAAGGUUUACCAAAAUUAAAUAAUUUUUUUUAAAAAAAAAUAUGCGAGUUGUGAUCCGAUCCGAUCCGAUCCUCACAAGAAAAUGAAUGAAUAUGUGGAAAAGUAUAGCUACCUAAGUACAAAACGUACAACCCAAAAAUAAUGCACGUGCAGGAACUUCUUUUUGCGUCCGCAAGCUGGCAACUUCGUGCGGCUUUUUGCAGGGCGCUUGCGCUUGAAUCCAGCAAGACGCAAGAACUUCUUUUGCGGUUAUAAAUUUAACCACAAGAAUUUCUUAAAAUUAUCUUCUGCAAAGGUAACCUUUUAAGCGAGAAAAUGUGUACAAUUUUGAUUUUAAAAAAAGCAGCGCUUCAAAAAAUAAGGAACGAUCGUAGUAUGUUUCACAAAAGAGCCGUGUAAUUUGAGACCGCACGUGCAACUGUGUCAACUUAAAGCGCUCUCGGAAAAAAAAGACAUGCUAAAGUAAAGUAAGGAAUAUUUUCACCAAAGGCUCUUUCAACUUAGCGCAAUAAAGUAAUAAUAAUUCCCAUGUUUUCUUGUGGGCAGAAAUUCAACGCCUUUGGUUUGUUUUGCCGAGACUAUGGUAUUGUACUAUGAAAUGAUCCAAAUAAUCGAAAUGUUCGAAACUACAGAUCGUUUUGUUAAACAAACGCCUCACACGCUUUAUCUAACUUUGGAAAAGCUAAACGACUGAAGUGUUCACUUUGCAAAAAAAGCAGAGAAAGCUGUUCGCUUUCCCAGGCAACUUUUUACGAGUGUACUUUCAUGAUUACCUUUUGCUGCCACAGAGUGAAUUAGUAUCAACGCUACAAAACGGUGUUGUCACAAAAAGGUAACAAACACUACAAACGUGUUUCAGGUUAACACUUAUAAAGAACUUCAUGCGCCUUCUUGAGACUUGCGGUAAUUUUCUAGCUUCUUGCCGUGAAGAUUUUUGACUUCUUUCGUAAAAUAGGUCUUAAAAUAUGGGAAUAAAAAAUUUCCCAGUGAAGGCGGGUCCAUGUCCCUCACUCCACUGUCCCCCCUCCCCCCCUCUUAGAAAAGUAUAUAUUUUUUGCCUUACCGUCCACGAAUGGUCCCUUACCUGCUGAGCUAAAAUUUAGGGAGAACACUGCGAAUGACAAUGGUCACAUUUGUCAAUAUUGUUUUGAUGAUGCUGACGACAAUGAUGUAGGCGGUGUCUUGAGUGGUGAUGAUAAUGAUGUUGACGAAAACGACAACGACGACGAUGAUGAUGAUGAUGAUGACGAUGAUGAUGAUAAUGAUGAUGAUGAUUAGUAUUAUCUGAAGACUUGUAUAGAUCGAGCCAAUAAUUGUUUUAUGAUUCAUUCAAAACAUUUAUCACCUAAAAAAUGCGUACCUCGAUCGAUGUAAAGUUCCGGCCUUCAUUUGCCUGUUUCUCUACAAAUUCAGGAUAUAAAAGGAUGUUUAGUUUAUCAGAUAUUCUUCAAAUAGCAGUUGCCAUUUGUUAAGUUGUAUUUUUGCUGUUCUUGCUAUGUUUUGUAGGUUAUUACUGUAGUUUGGCUCUUCCUCGCAAAACGUGUGGGAUUUGUCGCCAUUAACACCAGCUCAACCAUGGCAGCUGAGCCACCGCGCCCAGCUUUAUCCCCAGGGGCUUCUAGUUUUGCCGUCCCAUUUCCUGUGAAUAUUCUGUACAAUUGACGUCAUCGAUACCAAUAUUGCAGAACGUGUUUCAAAUUUGGUCAGCGCUUGCUGGUUAUGAAGAAUUAGUCGGGGAAUUUCAGCUAACCAGAAACGGAGAAAUAGAGUGAAUGAAUGAAUAAUAAACAUUAUCACGUUGUUCAUCGUAAUGUUCCUUCUCUUCAAUCAGCUUUUUUUAUUCCAGCCUCGUUCUUUAAAAAGGACCAAGAUGGAUCCAUGCAUAAAGCUGCCUUACUGUCUGGCUCACCAGGAGUUGGUAAAACAACAACAGCCACGCUCGUGUGUGAAGAGCUGGGAUUCAGCUACGUUGAAAUGAAUGCAAGUGAUACAAGGAACAAGAAGACACUGGAGGAGCACAUCUCCCAGUCACUUAGCAACAAAACCAUGGAUGGUUUUCUACCUGGUAAAGCCAAACUAAACUUCUUUUUUUAUAAUUAUUAUUUUUUUAAUCAAUUAUUAUUUUCUUUAGGCAACAUGUGGUGUAGAUUUUCCCUUGAGAAAUACAUUGCACAGUUUAAGGUAACAAUCGGCGACUAAAUUCAUUUGAGAUACUUUACUCUAAAGAUCCUUUCUGAUGAUUUGCCGACUUAAAAAGUGGAAAAUAAGGCUUCGCCCCCGCCCCCACCCCCUCACUCCAUGCAGUGUUAUGCCACUGUUUGAGCUACCUGUAGGAAACAACAAAUCUCCCACCUUUGAAUGGAGGGGUGGGGGGAUGGGUCUGGAAGAGAGGGGAAAUUUAGGAAAUAUAUUAGAUACGGGUGCAAGAGCCUUUUGGGAAACUUUAAGCAAAGGUCUGUUUGAAAGAAAAAAGCAAAGGGGAACAUUAGUCUACAUUGUCAUUGUAGCUGGACUCUUUGUGCUUUAUCAGGUCAUAAAGCCGAUCCCAAGAAACACGUGCUGAUUAUGGAUGAAGUUGAUGGUAUGGCAGGCAAUGAAGACAGGGGAGGAAUGCAAGUAAGGAUGAUAAUUAAUUGGAGAUAAAAUGAAUUGGCAUUCCCAUCUGCAGUUAAGGCGAUGUUACACGAGACGAUUCGCAACGGCAACUUUUAGCGCAAAACAGCGUUGCAACAUUGUUGCGAUAUUGUUUCGAAUAGUUACAACAUUGUUCCAACAUUGCAACUCUGUGUUGUGCUAAAAAUCGUCAUUGCGAAUCGUCCCGUGUGACAUCACUUUUAGUCUGUCUAUCUGGCGGAAUUUAGCGCACUUGAGUUCUUUAUUUCUCGAAUGCUUUUGUUUUGGUGGAGACUAGCGAGAGGAAUGGGGAUUUUCCGCUGCGGUUCUGUAUUCUGAUCUCUUUACUCAUACGUGCUACUCGUUCGAAGGCUGAUUAGCACUAAGCCAGGGUUAGAUUUUAACCCGGGUCUCUUUUUCUUUUCUUCAGAAGCAUUUUCUCGGACAAUUUUCUCUAUUCUUUUUAGAGUAGCCAAUCAUCAAAUUAUAUAGUAGACAAGAAGAAUUAAACUGAAUUUGCUUUUGAAGCUUUCAUUACGGAAUUCAAAUUUUGCACUAACCUUGGCUUAUCUUAACCCAGCUUUGAACACCCCGGCCCAGGGAAACAAACACUGUCGUUUGAUCCUUCUUUGUGCAAAGUUCCUUGUUAACUAAAGAAAUGGAUUAGCACUUCAGUUUACAACAGUAAUGUUUAUUAAACGAGAAUAAUACCAAUUUCUGUAACAAUGAGUAUCCUCUCCAGAAGCCUUCUUACGGCACAUUUUCUAAAAAGAAAUUCCUGGGUUCUUUUACUUCCCAUUCUAAAUGAUGUGUAACGGUGAAGGAGACAAGGCUAAUGGGUUAAGGUAAUUCCCUUGUUUUGCACUGGCCAUCAUCUGCAGCAAAUAAUGUUAAUUUCGACAUCAUGAAGGUGACGUUGAUUUUCACCAGUCGCCUGGAGAGAGGUAACAAAGGCUCCUUCUGAAAUCCAAAUGGUUUGAAUAGCUAUUAAAAACUCGCCCCAGUCCCUGUGCGCAAUGUCCUCAUUUGAAGCCGAAAUUCCCCCUUUGUUGUGUUUUUUUACUCGUUAUGGCUACAAGAACAAUAUAUUUCAAAAAUAUCUGGAUUGUAGAAGUUGUAUUAUUUAGAUAUGAAUGACAUAAACUCCUCAUUUUAGAGUUACAAGUAAGGGAGUAUGAGAUAAUGUUAAAACUGUCCAUUUUUCUCACAUUUUUUGCAAGAUCGGGCAAUUUGAAGUUACUUUACUGAGAAAUCAUAGCCCAGACAAACAAACAAAGCAAGAUAGUGUUUUGCUACAUAAUAAGAAUUUUUGACGAUUGUUUAAGUUUGGAACAUUUUGCGCGUAACUAGGAAGAAAACACUUAGAAUUACAUGCAGGCACGCUGGGCGAAAUCAAGCUCCGGAUUACCCCAUCGUUUUAUAACAGUUUUUCAAUGUCCUAUAUUUGGCUGUCAUGUGUGCCAGGUUUGAAAAAAUGUGGAUCGUACAUCCUUUUCAAGGGAAUCACCUUAACGUCAUCUCUCAUUAACGCGAUCAUCUGAAUUGAGACAAGGAUUUGAUAACAGCUAGCAUGAUCUUAGCAGUCCUUUAAAGGCCUUAGUUUGUAAGGUUGUCCGGCUGGGGUUUGAACUUACUGCCACCGGCGCAGCUGAUCGACGUUCUUCCAGCUUAGUUUAACGCCGAUUGUGGGCUUUCUUGUUUUUAAAUUUGUAAUGAUCACCAACACCUAUGAAAACGAUACCUAUCUAAGUUUAGGAUUUGAGGAUAUCUUUUGACAUCUGUUGUUGCAUCCUCAACAGGAACUUAUUGGACUGAUAAAAAACACUAAAAUUCCAGUCAUCUGUAUGUGUAAUGACAGAAACAGUCAAAAGAUCCGUAGCUUGGCCAACUAUUGUUUUGACUUGAGGUUCCAAAGGCCUCGGGUAGAACAGAUUAAGGUAAGUGUUGUCCGGUAUAAUUGAGUCAUUUAUUUUAAAGAAAUUUGACUUUUUUCUCAUGACGAUGUAAGUGCAUCACCUUCCUACAUGCCAAUUCCUUUUGUUGGUCGGGUAACCAAUACAGUGGAUUUCCGCUCUACGGAUGAUCAUGAGGUUUCUUUAGGAUGAACUUGUUACAGUAACAGAUGAGGAAAAAAGAUAAGGAAUAGACCUUAUUCAAGAUACCCGCCAUCUUUGCACGCGCCUUAGUAUUGAUGGGAUAAAAGCAAUGUCAAGUGGUAUUUUAGGGGGCAAACAAGUGUUAAAAUUUGCUAAUACGAGUAGUCGCGGUCGAGUUUGAGUAUCCCCUCAAACCUAUAGGGCAGUAUUAAAUUUGCAAAAUGUACAGUUCAAGUUUCGACAAGUUUUACGUCAUUAUUGCCUGCUGUGAGGACAUCUACGGUCGCUACUGCAUUAAAAUAAAUAACAACUAUCACUUCCACCCAUAAUUUGCCAUUAUUGUCUUGAAGAUAAAAAGUUCUUCAUUCUCUGUUGUCUAAAAUACACAAACACCACCGCGAUUCCUUGUAUUGACUAUAUUGACCGGGUUCCACUGAUAGCUCUUGGGAAGAUUUGUAGAUAGGCUAUACUUUCUAAAAGUCUCUCUUGGUUUGGUCAUCAGUCGGGAGAGAAAACAGACUUUCCUCGCGUGAAGCGCGCCAUUUUUGUUUUUUUUGUAGUUGUUGUUGUUGUUUCGACCCGAUUUUAGUAUAGGGCGUUGACGUGUCGGGCUCUUGCUCAGUAGCAUUAACCAACAAUCAGAGAGCGUUAUGUUGGGAAAAGAAUUGUCCUGCUUGUUUCGCUUCUUUCGAGUUAUCGGGAGUCGACUAUAUCAGUUAAAGUACAGUAGAUAUAGUGUUUUCUUUUUCUUGUUUACCAGGGAGCUAUGAUGAGCAUCGCUUUCAAGGAAGGACUCAAGAUUCCUCCCCAGGCCAUGGAGCAAAUUAUUCUUGGAGCCAACCAAGAUGUCAGACAGGUUAGCUAAACAAACUUCUUUUUGUUUUGAGGUGGGGGAGGGGUAAGGGAUGGAUGGAUGUGGGGGGGUAGAAAGAAAUCAAAAUUUACUGUUCACGUGUAGGUCCAUGAAUUGUCGUUCCAAAUUAAUCUUUAGAUGGGAGAAGCGAUUUCAGUUCUGUGAAAUCUAUCAUUUGGAUCUCUUUUUUUUAAUAUAUUCCAAAUUGAAAAAUUCAUUGGUGCCUCUAGUAUUUGUUGUUGUUCUUUUUUUUGCGCCUCUCUUUGUUAGUUUUUUUAAUUAUUUUUUUAUUUUUAACUUUAUUUCAUUAAGGCUCUUUGUUGACUGAUUUUUUUCCUGUUUGACAGGUUCUUCACAAUAUGUCCAUGUGGACUGCCAAGGAAAAGAGCCUUAACUACGAUCAAGCAAAAGCAGAAGCUGCAAGGGCCCAAAAAGAUAUUAAAAUGGUAAAGCAAUUUAUUCAAACUACUGUAUUUCAAUUUACCGAGUAUGUAAUCACUACCUUAGUGAAGUGGACAGACCGCUUCCUGAAUAUUUUUAUGAUUAAAGUGGACAUUGUUGGCCAUAUUUUUCUCCGUGGCACUAAUAUAGAGUAGAGUAGUAACAUAAUUUUACGUAGACUGCCGUAAAUCAGUAGUUUUUGAUUUGAUUGUAAUAUGUUUUGCAAAGUUUUAAGCGAAUAUUGAGCAUACGUGACAGCUCUGUUAUGUAAGUAAGCGAUUACUGUCUCUAAAACAGUAUUUUCUGUGUUGAAAUUUGGACGCAUAUAAAUUUUACGGGUUUCAGCCAUUUUUUCUGCAGAAUAUAAACUGCUGAGGUAUAAUAGCAGUUCCCUAAACACAGGUUUUUUUUGUAGGGUGCUUUUGAUGCCGUAAGAAAACUUCUCUCAGGAAAUGAGAGUUCGAAGAUGAACCUGAGUGAAAAAUCAGACAUGUUCUUUUGUGACUACUCCAUGAUGCCACUCUUUGUGCAGGAAAACUAUGCACUGGUUGACCCCGGACAGUCCCGGUAAGUUUAUAACAAGUUUUAAAAUCUUCUAAGAGAUACCCACUCUGUAAUUUUUUUUUGCCCCGUUAGUCGGUCCCUAACCGAUCCGGCUUAAAGGAGGACGUAGUUUUGCAGAGCUCCGGCACAAAAGUAGAACGGAAAAUAGGGUGGAACCCCGUUAAUACGGUCACCAAUGGGCCAAAAAAAUUGGCCGUAUUAACAAGGGUUUUUUACAAGAAAAUGUAUGGCGGUUUUUGCCAGGCGGCCAAGAAGAGUGGCCGUAAUAACGAGGUGACUGUAUUACCGAGGUGGCCGUAAGGCGGUGUUUCACUGUAGUGUUCCAUGUGUGAACAAAGGCUCCGAGACAGUCUCUGAUUCUGGAUUCCACGCCGUGGAUUCCAGAUUCCAGGUACUGGAUUCCAGAUUCUUUAUCAGUGGAACUUGGAUUCUUGAUUCUAAUCGUCAAUGGGAUUCUGGAUUCCUUCAGCUGUAUUCCGGAUUCCAAAGCCCAGGAUUCUGUAUUCCACCGGCACCAGAUAAAAUUGCUAUUUUCCAGAUUCCGGAUUCCUUUUCAUAAGGCGAAAAGGCCUAGCCGAUAUAGUUCUUAUGACGGCUUAUCGUGAACAUGGCAAAAAGCUUGAUCUAAGGUUUUUAUACCUACAAGAAAAGAAAUAACAUUUUCUUAAAGUUCUAUUAUUAUUUAUUAUAAUGGUGCGAAAAAUCAUAGAAAUCGGUUAAAUCUUUCAUUCUGAAAAACGCAAAUCAAAUACAUAACCAACACGCAUAUAAAUAGGUUCGGGCCACCUUAAGCUCCCUAACGGUUGAUUUCCAUUGUCGCAUAAUUUUAUCGUGCGAACGAAUGCAAAAUUUACGCACUUAAAUAAAUAAAGGCAAUGUAUGAAAGGUCACGCGUAAAGGUAAAAGUUGAACCUAACUCAACUUUUACGUUUAUGCGUCAGUCAAUUCCAGCUGCGCCCGCAUCCCCGCUGAUCCCCCGGGAAUUAGCCGUUUUUUGGCCUUGGAUGUUAAAUCCCCGGAGGUGGGGACUCUCGAACUGUCAAAUUCCCCGGGGUGGGUACGAAAAAAACGGGCAAAUGCCCCGUCCUCCGUCAACACUGCAGCAUUUUUCAUUGAUCGCACAGUCGGGUAGUGCCAUUUUAAGCAUUUUAAUGUACGAUUUCUUUUUUCACUUAACGUCUCCCUUCCAAUCCUUUGUAAUAGUGCUAUUCUAAUUAAGACUUCACGCCGCGACGACACCAGUUUAUGGUUUUAGUAUUGUUAUAAAAUUAUUGACAUUAAAAUUCAACUUAACUGUUAUGAAUAGUUUCAUAAACCUCUAUAAAUAUGAAAGGAUGUUUUUCAAAUAAUAUCAACAGAAAUUUGAUUCAAUAACCAAAAGAAACGUUGAUUCACAUCGAUAGCUCCCAAUUUCGGUAUGUACUUCUGGUUUGAUAAGCAGUGAAGACAUGCAUGCAUAAAAUCGAACAAACCUCUUCAUUUUUUUUCCCGUCCUUGACAGAUGAGCCAAUCUUCUUGUUUUUCCAGUAAAAUCCUCUGUGUAGUUAUAUUCUAAUAGGAAACCGCGUGCGUGUCAAAAUCUCGAGAAAGUCGGGUCCGCUGAAUUGCGAAAGCGCAAACACGAAAAGAAACGGGGAGGAAACUGGGGAGAGCACUAUCUGAGAGCCUGGAACAGGCUAGCAAAUGCCCGACCCCGAGGCAGCGCAAAAUUCACAAAUGCCACACACCCCGGACUUACAAGGCGGCAAAUGCCCCGCAAUAGCCCGGGCGGGGGGGGGGGCGCUGGGCGAAGCUGCAAUUGACUGAUGCAUUACGCGUGACCUUUCAUACAUUGCCUCUAUUUCUGAAUUCGAAUUCCGCACUAACCCUGGGUUAUCGUAAGCCAGCUUUGAACAACUGGGCACAGGAUUUAGAGAAAUAUAGUAGAUCAAACGGAAACGACCCGAUGGAAAGGCUUGAACGCGGACCUGCAGAUUCAAAGUUCGAGGUGUUAACCGCUCUGUCACAACGCCUCACGUCCGUAGUUAAGUGGACAAUUUAUUAGAUGUCACUUAAUUUUUUCGCAUCUGAUACAUAUUACUUCCCUGUAUUUUAUUCAGUGGUAAUUUAAAGAAGACGCUGUCUCUUCUAAGCAAGACUGCUGACUCCAUCUGUGAUGGAGAUUUGGUUGAAAAGCUUAUCAGACAGAAUGGACAUUGGUCUAUGUUGCCGAUGCAGGUACGAGUCAGAUGAAGUUUCAACGAAUCUUUCAGAUCUGCAGUGAAUUUAUGUAGUAAUAUUUCCUGGAAAUAGAAGUAAUAGAAUGAACCGUACAUCCUGUGUAGCCUGCAAAAGUUGCCUCUCAUUAUUUUCAUCACAAUCAUCAUCGUCAUCGUCACCACCAUCAUCAUCAACAACAACAACAAACAACAACAACAACAUCUUUAUUUCUUACAUUAAAUAUACAAAUAUCACUCCACCUGCAAAUAGCAAGGCUAAUCGAGGCAGGUGGUGUGUAGACGGCUUAAGAUUUAUUACGAAAAGUUGAAGUGAAAAAGAACCAAAUUUUCACAGAGCUACAAAAGUUGCGUCCGCACUGUACGCACACAUGCGCACAUCAUCAUCAUCUUUAUUAUUAUUUAUUCAUUUAUCUUCUAGAACUGAGAGAUUUUUGAAACUAUUAUUUUUCAUUUGUGUGUCUUUGAUUACACGAGUUUGUUGCCCAAAUGUUGCCCAAGGCAAAUGUGAAAGUUUUGCAGAAAGGAUUUCAUUUAAAUGAACAUGAGUUUUUCAACAAUCUUACUCAACUAUACGUGACUUGAGUACUGAGUCUCUAACGAAAACAUAAACGUCCUCUAAUUUCGUACAAAGUUUUUCAACACCUUUUGAAGCAUUUUAUUGAGAAUUUCUUCAUUUCAGAGGUCCAGUAUUAGAAGAAGUUUAUUGUAGUGGUGAUUUCAAUUCCUAGGCAAUGAUGUCUUGCGUGAUCCCGUCAGAUCUUAUCAGUGGUGGCAUGGGGCAGAGAAUUGAGUUUCCCCAGUGGCUUGGUAAACAUUCCAAACGUGGCAGACUAGACCGCAUUCUACAGGAACUGCAGAGUCACAUAAGAUUAAAGUAAGGAAAACAAACUUCAAACGUUUUACCGUGUAAAGAGAAAGUUUGGAAUAGCUCGAAAUGUGGCAAUCAAUCUUGUCCCUUUUUUGGCGUCAAACACCCAAAACAUUGCAACGUGCAUGCGUGAUCAGAAGGUCCCUUCUCCCGGGAGAACUUGGCAGUGGCGUAUCCAGGGAGGCCCCCCUUAUUUUUAGACGAAACUGAGGCCCCAAGGGCCGAAAAUAUUUUUUUUCAAACCACCCCCCUCCCCCCUUAUCUCAGGUUCUGGAUGACCGGGCCCCCCUUAUCUGAAGGUCUGUAUCCGCCGCUGCCUUAAAUCGCCUGUAUCAGUUACUGAAAGGAAAAACCAUCAUUAUCAUGCAUGCCUGUUUAUCAUUGCCCGGGAAAAGGACAUACGCUAUGCUUGCGCGAGUUCAACAAAGUUACGAGACGAGGUCCUACGACUUCAAAAUCAAAUAUUGGGACGAUUUCGACACGCGGUUAGAGUGAUUAAAAACUCUGAUCUUCAAAACAUAGCAAUGUCUCACAACAAGACUGAUCAGAGAAUCUGUCGCUUGAGUUUUAAGCUUAAAAGCUGACUUGUCGUUGCAGAUUUCCUUAAAAAACACAAGCAUAUUGUAGGUUAAAUUGUUGCUUCUUAUUGGUGUCUUAUCCUUUAAUUUUUGUCUGACAAAUUGUCCACCCCUUUCUAAAUAGUACCUCUGCAAGUAAGCUGUCCAUGGCAUUAGAUUACAUCCCCCAUCUUAGGAAGGUGCUAACAUUGCCUCUUGUGGCACAGGUAUGGACAAUUUUUGAUCUUGCUUUAACGGUUUUAAAAUAUCGGUAAAAUGAGAGUAAACUUUCUUCAUAUCCAUCGCUAAAAGGUUCUUCAGUUAGUCCUGUAAGCAGCAUUCUGCUUUGCCAAGCAAGCCAAAAUGACGUAUUUGUGUCAACAAACUAUUCGAAUAAUGGCGCCGUAUCGUCCUAAUUAUCAGCAAAGAGAAUUACGCCUUUGCCUAGAAUGUACACUGUUCACAGUCCCCUAUUUUCCCGUAAGACUGUCGAGAUCGAAAACUUAGCGUUACGGGCGGCCCUCUUGCAUAAGUGUCAAAACUACUUAGGGAGCCGGGGACGGUUUGGAAGGGGGCGAGAAAAAUUUUUUUCUCUCGCCUCCCUCCCCCUAGAGCUAUAAUCCCCGACACCCGCCCCCUCGGUACGUUUGAAAAUCAAGAUGGCGGCCAUUAACGGUAAGACGCGCUGUAUCUCGACGAUCUCACGGAAAAAUAGGGGACUGUGAACAGUCUGCCUAGAAUGACAUGAAUGAGACUAAACUUUCAGAAAUGCAAAAUAGCAGGGACUGGUUUUUCUUUUAUACUAUAUGUUAUAAUCUUCUGAAAAAAAAAACAAACAAACAAACAAAAUAAAACAGCCCUCUUGCAUUGUCCCUUUAAAUAUAUGAAUCUAGUGCUGUAAUUUCCGAACAUCUCAAGAGCGCGAGAGCCUUUUAUUGCCGUCAAAACAAAGUGUGUAAAAACUGAUUGAUUCGUUAGGAUUCGACUGAGAUCAAUUCCGGAGUGUCCAGAGUAAUUCAAGUGAUGGAAGAUUAUGAUCUGACCAAAGAAGACUGGGAUUCCAUUAUAGAGGUUGGCCAGUUUGAAGGCCAAAGAGAUCCUGUAUCGUCAAUCCCGUCUAAGGUGCGUAUCUUUUUUUUAUUCUAAACUUCGUUCAAGAUUUUGAUAAUGUGAAAGGAUCGUAGGGCUCCAAUCAGCGACAAAAUCAGCUGAAGGAGUUAUAAUGCCCCAAAGGGCGUUCGAACCUUCAAUGCGGUCUAGGGUGCGUAUCUUUUUUAUUCUAAACUUCGUUCAAAAUGGUGGUAAUGUGAAAGGAUCGUCGUAGGGUCCCAGUCGGCGACAAAAUCAGUUGAAGGACUUGGAUGCCCUAAAGGGCCAUCUAGACGAACCACUUCAAAAGAAAAAAAAUGAAGUUUUCCCUCCCCCACCCCCUCUAAGCAAUGCUGUGCCGCUGUUGAAGCUACACGUAGGAAGUGACAUUCAACUCAACGUGACGUGGGGGCGGGUGAGUGGAGGAUGCGGUUUGUUUGUUUGUUUCUUUCUCUUGUUUCUUUUUCUGCGAAGUAAACACCAUUCGUAAUUGUCGCAAAAAUUUUGUCGCCGACUAUUUAUUCAAAGGCUUUUCGUAACUUGCACUGAGGGAGAGCGACAUCAUCACCCCUUCACUCCUAACAAUGGCCAAAGAAAUUGACUUGAUCAAGGAAACCCUGGUAGUGAAAAUAAAGAAGGUUCAUGGAUCGCGUAGUCGCUUUUUCCUUAUCGAAAAUUUUACUGUGUUGUGUCAGUGAUAUUGGGUUCCGUUAUGUUCACCGUUAGCUAUUUAACGUUCCUGUGUAGGUAAAAGCGGCGUUUACACGCUCAUAUAACAAGGAAAAACAUAAAACGCCGUACGCCAUUCGCUCGGCGCCAAAGAAGGGAAGAAAGGGCGGAGCAGGAGAGGAUGACCAAGGAAUGGACGAAGAAGGCCUUGAACAAGAAGGCGAGGAAAAUAGCCAAGAGAAGGAUGAUCUUGAGAACGAUGCAAUGAUCAAGGCGAGUAAAAAACCAGUCAAAGGAGGAAGCGCACGAGGAAGAGGAGGGAAGGGAAACAAGGAUGCAGCCAAAGAAACGACGAAGGGCAAAGGAAAGGGAAGAGGAAAGAACCGAAAUUAAUCAAUAUUAAAAGUGCAAAAGAGAAAGAAAGAGGGAAAUUGUAUCGAGAGAAUGGGAAUUUUUGCUCAAUAACACUACAGAAUACCGAGUUUCUAAAGAAAAAAUACGACAGAACCGAAUAUACUGCAGAGUGAAUUGAGUAAGAUAAUUGCAAGACUUAACAGGAGAAUGGCACUCACAAAUUGCCUUCGAUCACGCUGCUUCUCAAAAUUUAAAAAAAACACUCUUUUUUAUACUUGUAACUAUAGGUUAUUGUGACCAUGACAUUUCAAAGUCUCCGAAAGACAUUGCGUUAGUCCGUAGUACUUUGGUCUAGGAAUGAGUAACGGUAACACAGUCUGCGUGGCUACCUUUUACUUAUUGAAAGUGAAAAUGUGCGACUGCGCCGCGCAUGAAGUGAGCUUGGAAUUGGGAAGAUCUAGAGGAUUACUCUGUCCAUACACUGUACAUUUCGAGGGAUCAUAUGUAAGGGUCAUAGCGGCGACGUGUAAUAGCAGCAGAUCUCUUGCUGUAAACGUGACGGGGGCCUGUAACAGCAGCAAAAUCAUGUUUUUGCCCUCAGAAAAUGUUUUGAGGAUAUUCAUUUUUGAUUCUGGUGAGUCUCUCUUAUUGGUUCAACUAUUAAUUUCGUUUCAAAGACGUGUUAAACAAUUUACUUACCCUUUUGCUCCCGGGAUAUGCCUCAUAGAUCAGGUUCAACAAGUUGAACUUCGUGCAACAAAUAUGUAACACGACUUCUCAAACUCAUUAAUAAUUCAUAAAGAAAAUACAAAGAAAAUUAAUGUUUAAUGAGUGUUUGGAAAUCGGAUGAAAAACUGCUCAGUAUUUGCAUCCUUAAUUUCUCCUUCAAAAAUGAUUUUGUUUGAGAAGAAAUAUCAAACAUUCGACACAGUGUUUCAUCACCAGAUGAAACACCUCGAAGUUCGUCAAAAAUACUUCGCUGCGCGUCGUAUUUUCAACUCUCUUCUCGGUGUUUCAUCUGGUGAUGAAACACUGCAUCUCAUGUUUGAUAUAUUACUUAAAAUAGUUUAAGCACAUAUCAUAUCUCUGCAACGAGUCCCGCUACAUAUCUCAGGGUCAUGUUCUGCAAUAUAUCCCCGGGACAUCUCCUGCGACAUAUCCUCGGGAGAUACUCUACAACAUAUGUCUGGGCCGUGUCUCGCAUUAUGUCCCAGGGAGAUGUCCCUGCAAUAUAUCCCCGGGACAUGUCCCCGUCAUGUGGCCUUCCGUAUUUCCCAACCAUUAACCUUGAUAAGGUAAGGUAGGACAUUAGAACUAAAAAUCGCCGUAUUGUUAAAACAGUGAUACAGAAAACAAUGGAC